Molecule: messenger RNA, 1581 nt
Organism: Closterium sp. Naga37s-1
Lineage: Eukaryota; Viridiplantae; Streptophyta; Zygnematophyceae; Desmidiales; Closteriaceae
Source: the annotation of a GenBank genome assembly
AUGCUUGAUCCGUCUCUCGUGUACCUCGCGCCCACAUAUUUCCGUCGCAUAUUCUCUAGAGGCUUUUAUGCUCUUCGCGCUGGAUUCGUCUUCUUCUCAAACCCCGAUGCCCCACCCCCUCUACCCUCGCUCCCCUCAUCUCUCCCCCCAACCCUUCCCUCUCCCCGCCUCUCCAACUCUCCCCCCACUCUUCCCCCUACUCCUCUCCUUCCCUUGCCCGAUUUCUCUACCAACUCCCCAUCUGUCCCUUUCGUCCACCCUGUCUCUGUCUAUCGCCCCUUUCGUCGAUCCCUUCCGCGUCCUGUAACGCACACGCCCACUGAUGCCCAGGACACAGUAGCGCCAACAACCAUGCACCCAGCACCGCCUGCAGGACCGCCCGCUUCUCCCAGCGCAUCCCCUCCGCAAGACAACCCCCCAGCAUCGCCACCCCUGCCAGGUCCUGCCGUGCCCACCCCGCCCGCACAGCCACAGCCGGGCUCUACACCGUCCUCUGCCGCACCAUCCUGCACGCUCACUCAGGCUGCUGCUGUGGGUACCAUGGCAGAGCAAGCAGCACCCGCACCUUCUGUACCCGUCUCUCCACCGGACCAUCCUUCCACCGCCCCGCCCUUCCCGUUCGAUCCCUUGGCACCCAGCGCUCCUUCAUUCCAACAUCUGCCCUUCCUCUCCGCCGCACUCGCCCAGCAGCAGCAGCAGCAGCAGCAGCAGCAGCAGCAGCAGCACGAGGGCAUGAACGCCUCCCUGCUAGGUCCCAGGUAUGCCGGGGCAGGAGGCGCGUUUGGGGCAUUCCAGGAGGCACCACGAGUACAGAAGCGCUCCACAAUGCGCCUGCUGCUCUCCAUGCAGCAACUCGUGCUCGCCGCACAGGCCACCACGCCAGUGCGUCUCGCUGUAGCGCUGCUACUGGCGCUGCUCUACUGCCUGCGCAUGCUUCCACUGCACUGCCCGCACCUCACACACUGGCUGCGUGGCCUCACAGCAUCUGCUGGAGCAGGAACCGAGGCACCAGAGGGGCUGGCAGCAACAGCAGCGGGAUUGAAUGAAGCUUCUCUUUCCUCUCCCCCCGGGCUGCUGUCGCUCCUCUUCUUCCUGCCCGCGCACCCGUGUCUCACUGUGCUUGCCACGGACGCUGCUCUCAUCGCCUCCUCCUUGCUGCUCCACACGUUCAUCUCUCCGAGACAUGCCGCUGCCAGCCCUGCAGGCCUCGCAGGGCUGCUGCAGGGCUUGAGUGCGGCGGCAAGGCAAAGCGAGGGGGAGGGUGGGGGGGCAGGAGCAGCAGGAGCGAGCCCGUUGAGUGAGAUGAUGGGCAUGAUGGAGCGCACGGGGUAUUGGAUGGCGCGUGCUGGCAUGGUGACGGAUGUGCUGCAUGGGCUGCUGCUCAACCUCACUGUGUUCCUCGUGGCGCUGGGCUGUGCUGUGGCUGCUGCAGAGGCUGCAGGGCAAGGUGCCACGUGUGCUGCGGUGGAAUGGGGGUUGGAGGGGGCAGCGACGCAUGCAGGGGGGCUGCUGGAGCUGUGUCAGGCAGCUUGGGGGGAUGUUCAAGAUAGGUGGACUGUUGUGUUUCAAGGAAGGGGGUAG